UCAAAUCUUUUCCAAUGCAAAGCCAAUGAAAAAUCUCUCAUAUUUCUGAAUUGUUUAAUUAACCAAUUUUUGUUUGCUUUGUUGAUCUCAAACGUUAUCAACUUUGCAUGAAGAAUUGUUGAUUUUACAAUUUUGGUAUCCAACAAAAGAAUCUAAAUCUCAAGAUUUUUAUAUCCUAACAUUUGCAAUAUUAAUUCAGAUUCUCAAAGAAAGAAAGAAAAAAUGGGUGUGGAUUACUAUAACAUUUUGAAGGUGGAUAAAAAUGCUACAGAAGAUGAUUUGAAGAAAGCAUAUAGAAAAUUGGCUAUGAAAUGGCACCCUGACAAGAACCCUAACAAUAAAAAAGAAGCUGAAGCCCGUUUCAAACAGAUCUCUGAGGCUUAUGCGGUAUUGAGUGAUCCGCAAAGAAGGAAUGUUUAUGAUCAGCUUGGAGAACAAGGGUUAAAAGAAAGGCCAUCACCAGAAACUGAGUCACCAAGUGGAUUUUAUCCAAGAAGUGCAGAGGAUAUCUUUGCAGAAUUCUUUGGAAGUAGUCCUUUGAAUUUUGGAUCAUCUGGACCAGGGAGGUCCAAGAGAUUUCCAUCUGAUGGUGGAGCAGGAAAUGGUGGAUUCAGUGGCGAUUUAAAUUCUAGAACACAUAGCGAAAGAGCGAAUAUGCCAAAGAAACCACCACCUGUUGAGACUAAAUUGCCUUGUAGUUUGGAGGAGCUGUAUUCUGGUUCUACAAGGAAAAUGAAGAUCUCAAGAACUGUAGUGGAUGCCUAUGGAAGGGAAAUUAAAGAAACAGAGAUAUUAAGCAUUGAAGUAAAGCCAGGAUGGAAGAAAGGAACAAAGAUAACAUUCCCAGAUAAAGGGAAUCAACUAAUAAACCAACUUCCAGCAGAUCUUGUAUUUGUGAUUGAUGAGAAGCCUCAUGAAUUGUUCAAGAGAGAUGGGAAUGACCUUAUUGUGAAUCAAAAGAUAUCACUAGCAGAAGCUAUUGGUGGAACUUCAGUAAAUAUCAAAACACUUUACAAACGUAGUUUAAGUGUCCCAGUGAAAAACAUUGUGAGUCCUGGUUAUGAGCUUGUUGUUGCAAAUGAAGGAAUGCCAAUAACAAAGGAACCCGGUCAUAGGGGUGAUUUGAGGAUCAUAUUUGAGGUUAAGUUCCCAACAAAAUUGACACCAGAACAACGUGCUGCACUAAAGCGAGCAUUGGGUGGUUAAUCUAGGAUCAUACUCUUUUUUUUAUUUGUCAUGUGACUUUUCGUACAUAGUUUUUGGUGUAACACCACAUGGCCCUUCUUAAUGUUGUAUUCUCUUGUAUAACAGUAAUAUACUAAUAUUACAUAUGUUAUUAUA
Molecule: messenger RNA, 1341 nt
Organism: Medicago truncatula (barrel medic)
Lineage: Eukaryota; Viridiplantae; Streptophyta; Magnoliopsida; Fabales; Fabaceae
Product: dnaJ homolog subfamily B member 4
Exons: 3
Coding region: 223-1206 (327 amino acids)
Cellular component (GO): cytosol
Molecular function (GO): protein-folding chaperone binding
Source: RefSeq, a predicted model, not a curated record